Molecule: messenger RNA, 117 nt
Organism: Histoplasma mississippiense
Lineage: Eukaryota; Fungi; Ascomycota; Eurotiomycetes; Onygenales; Ajellomycetaceae
Exons: 1
Coding region: 1-117 (38 amino acids)
Source: RefSeq, a predicted model, not a curated record
AUGGCUUCUAAUGAAGAGCUAGCAAAGGAGUGGUAUACUGUUGAGCUGAUUUUGCAAAGGGAGGAUGUCCAGAACUGGGCAAACUGGGUUGCAAGAAUCCGGUGGAAAGCAAAAUGA